Molecule: messenger RNA, 2068 nt
Organism: Scleropages formosus (Asian bonytongue)
Lineage: Eukaryota; Metazoa; Chordata; Actinopteri; Osteoglossiformes; Osteoglossidae
Product: glutathione S-transferase LANCL1-like
Exons: 11
Coding region: 185-1510 (441 amino acids)
Biological process (GO): peptide modification; carbohydrate metabolic process
Cellular component (GO): plasma membrane
Source: RefSeq, a predicted model, not a curated record
GCAAAACAAUAAUGCGACUAGGCGUGUUUUGCAGCUUUUUAGACUCGUGUAUGAAUGCAUGUUCUGUUAUUAUGAUUGAACUAAGUUCCUGCAGUACCUGAGCUGCUUUUGCGCCCAGUUUGAGCUCGUUGUAGCACUACUAACAGGCUGACGAGCAGAAACCGGGGGAGGACGCUCACGCUGUAUGCCUGGCUGGGCCCCGGUCCUUGGUCCCGUCCUCCGUGUUGCUGUCGUUCUUGUUCCCGCCCUGAAAGCGAGCCGCAUGGCGGCGCACAGCAUGGCCUCCCGGGCCCUGAAGAACCCGUACCGGGACCACGACGGCUCGGCCGCCUGCUCGCAGGGCCUGUUCGACCAGCACGGAGGGGUGCUACAGCUGGAGUUGACUGCAGACUUUGCUGGGCGGCUGAGGAGUAAGAUCAGCGAGCUUCUGUCCCACAUGGAGAAUGGACUCAAGUCCGCUGACCCCCGGGACUGCAGUGGCUACACGGGAUGGGCAGGAAUCGCCCUGCUCUACCUGCAUCUCCACAGUGUUUUUGGGGAGACUUCCUACCUACAGAGGGCGCUGGACUACGUGAACCGCAGCCUGCAGCGUCUGACACGGCGCACGGUGACUUUCCUUUGCGGUGAUGCAGGUCCGCUAGCGGUGGCUGCCGUGGUCCACCACAGGCUGCAGAAGAGCCAGGAGGCAGAGGAGUGUGUAAGCAGGCUCCUAAAAUACCACCAGGAUGUGGUGAAGGGGUCGCGGAACCUUCCGGAUGAACUGCUUUACGGAAGGGUGGGAUACCUGUACUCCCUGGUCUUUGUCAACCAGCAGUUUGGGCAGGAGAAGAUCCCCAUGCAAUACAUCCAGCAGAUCUGCGAUGCCAUCUUGGCCUCCGGGGAAAGUCUGUCCAAGAAGCGGCGCAUGCAGCAGCAGAGCCCCCUGCUCUUCGAGUGGUACCAGGAGUACUACGUUGGCGCCGCCCACGGAUUAGGGGGCAUCUACUACUACCUGAUGCAGCCUGACUUCGGCGUUGGCGAGGAGAGGCUACAGGGACUUGUGAGGCCCAGCGUCGACUACGUUCGCCAGCUCAAGUUCCCAUCGGGGAACUACCCUCCUUGCAUCGGGGACUCACGUGAUCUACUGGUGCACUGGUGCCAUGGUGCCCCCGGAGUGGUCUACAUGCUCCUGCAGGCCCACAAGGUGUUUGGCGGGGACGGUUACCUGGCGGAUGCCCUACAGUGUGGGGAGGUGAUUUGGCAGUGGGGUCUCCUGCAGAAGGGCUAUGGUCUAUGCCAUGGGACUGCUGGCAAUGCCUACACCUUCCUGGCCCUGUACAAAGUCACAGGAGACCCCAAGUACCUGUACCGUGCCUGCAAGUUUGCUGAGUGGUGCAUGGACUAUGGCAAGCAUGGCUGCCGCACGCCCGACACACCCUUCUCUCUCUUUGAAGGCAUGGCCGGCACCAUCUACUUUCUGGCUGACCUGAUGCAGCCUCAGAAGUCCAAGUUCCCAGCAUUUGAGGUUUGAAAGUAUCCCCACCCAUUCUGCUUGCACUCCAAAGCCAUGUCACCUCCACGCUUGGCCUUUGCGUGUCCUGUUCUCAUGAAGCCAGUGUCGCAGAGCUUUGUCUGUGGUGUAAAGUCCUGGCUUUAUUUUGACAUCGUAAAGGGGCACCCCCCAUGGUCUUUGUGACGGGGGGACGUUCAUGCAUUUAUGCUGUGAGUUUCAUCACUUCACAUAUCUAUGGAAACUCCAGCAGCUGAAAGGUAAAGAUGCAGAAAUACAGUAGUUUUUUUUUUUUUUAUUAUUAUUAUUAGUAAAUGAUACUCACUUGGUUUAGGUAAACAACCAAAUGGUACCUGUUAUUAGUUCUUCGCUUUUGUCUUAAUUUGUAAAGGUGUUUUUAGUAUUACCAUGCAUGCAGCUGCUGGUGGCACUUGUGUAAAUUAACAUCAGCUGGUAUGGGAAAUAAAUGAACACCCCUACAAGUUUUGUCUGUUUCUCUUCUUAUGUUUAUUCCUGCUUUUUCCACAGUUACUUCUCAGAAAUAAAUAUCUUCCCUUUGCAUUUCAAAAUUUUUGUUGU